Molecule: messenger RNA, 3272 nt
Organism: Dendroctonus ponderosae (mountain pine beetle)
Lineage: Eukaryota; Metazoa; Arthropoda; Insecta; Coleoptera; Curculionidae
Product: dipeptidyl peptidase 9
Exons: 14
Coding region: 376-2922 (848 amino acids)
Biological process (GO): proteolysis
Molecular function (GO): serine-type peptidase activity; dipeptidyl-peptidase activity
Source: RefSeq, a predicted model, not a curated record
UUCGCUUUGUUUACAAUAUUUUUUUCAACAUUCUUCAUGUUCCAAGUCAUUGAGCAAAAAACUGUCCCUAAAUUCUGUUUAAAAUUGUCCAAACAGUCUUGAAUAAAUGCAAAAUUAAUGUGACAAUGCGGUUUUCGUAGCACAAUUUAUUCUGAAACCCGCCAAUACGGCAAACUGAAUUAAAUUUCGAACUAGGUUAGUUUGAAUUUUUGCAGCGAUUUGGGUCAAAAAAGAAAUGGUUUUCUGAGGUGAAUGGUUUUUUACUCUAUUUUUAGUACCCUGAGACGGAAUGUGACUGAUUUCAUUGAUAAACACCAAAUAUUAUGUAGAUAGACUCUAUUUGUGAACAUAAUAUAUUUGUCAAGUUUGAAUACAAUGACUUCGGUCAACAUGGACUUAGAACUUAACGAAGCCAUCCAGGAACCCAUGCCGGAAGAGCCUCCGAAGCCAAUAGAGUUUCAGAGCAAAAAACUCACUUGGCCCGAACUGCGAGCAGUGGUCAGUGAGCUCAGAAGACAAUUGUCUAGUUUGUCCACUAUGGUGCCUACUGAUUUUACAUUCAGGACUUUACAGGAUGGCCGAACUCGGAUUUAUUUUCUUAGCAGUCCACAUCACGGCUGGGAAACGACCCUUCUUUUCGCAGAUAUUCUAAAUACGAAUCAACCCGCAGGUUUGCGCCUGCAAUGGCAGUACGUACUUGAGUCAAAUUUCCCGUGUAUUUCGAGCGGCAAAUCCUCGAGAGAAGAACAGCUGAUGUGGGAAAGGAAACGAUUGGCCACUUGGGGAAUUAACAGUUAUGAAAUACACGAAGACUCUGGCAAAAUAGUGUUUCCAACUGCUAGCAGUUUAUUUCAAUGUGUAGACAGUGGAUAUACGAACGGACAAUUGUUUCCAACCAAAUUACGAAUGACUUCAAUGGGUGCCAAGUUGAAUCCCCAAAUCUGCCCCAGAAAUGCGGAACUGGUAGCAUAUAUAUGCAAUCAUGAUAUCUGGGUAACUCAUACAGUGUCUGGAUCAAAUGUUCGCAUUACAUAUGCACACAAAGGUGGUCGAAAUUUGGCUGAUGAUCCGCUGAGUGCAGGCGUGCCCUCUUAUGUAAUGCAAGAGGAAUUUAGCAGAUAUCAGGGAUUUUGGUGGCAACCCAAGUGUGUUGGUGAUGUAUAUAGGAUUCUUUAUGAAGAAGUCGACGAUAGUGAUGUGAAACUCUAUUGCUUCCCUUCUUCACAUUCAGACACUGGUGAUGUAGAAGAAUUUCGGUUUCCCAGAGCAGGCUCCGCCAACUCGAAAAGCUACCUCAAACUAGUCGAGUUCAAAUUAAACGAACAUUUGCAAAUUGUCGAUAUCUGUUUGUUGGACUUGCAAUUUUCUUUAAACGGUAUGUUUCCAUGGAUGGAGUAUGUAGUGCGAAUAGGUUGGACUCCCGAUGCUGAAUUUGUUUGGGUCCAGCUGCUCGACCGCCUUCAAAAGCACUUGGAAAUCGUUUUGUUAUCGCUCAACAAUUUCGCUUCGGAUCUUCCCUAUUUUAAUCACUCAAGUGACCUAAACAACUUAUCAGGCAAUCCAACUGUUCAAGUGAUUUAUGCCCAAGACUCACAAUAUUGGAUUAAUGUCCACGAUCUACUAUACUUUUUACCAUCCGACGACCCUAAUGAGAUUAAGUUUAUUUGGGCAAACGAAGACACGGGCUACCGCCAUUUAUACGUAAUUACAUCACACAUUUCUCAACUUGUUUAUGGACUUCCAGAAUCAUCUGAGGUUAGCAGCUGUACUUUUUUAACUCCAAAAAUAGUCUCGAAAGUCCAGCUGACUAGUGGAGAUUGGGAAGUUCUAAGUCAAAACUUGUGGGUUAAUUUCGACCGUCAGUUAAUUUAUUUUAUGGGACUUAAAGAAACACCGCUUGAAAAGCAUCUGUAUAUCGUUUCUUUGAAACGGCCAGGAGAGGUAAGACUGCUGACCAGGCCAGGAUACUCGUAUAAUGUUGAAUUUAAUCGGGAUUGUUCUUUAUUAGUAACAGUAUACAGCAAUAUUCGCAAGCCACCGGCUUGUCAAGUAUUUCGAGUCGAACAAAUUGGUUGGGCUGUAGAGGAAGUCAGUCUCAGUCCGCUGGGCUACCUGGUUCAUUCCCCAGGAUCAAUAUGUGAGACGUAUUUGCCUGAUCUUUAUACCCAUGAAAUACAGUCUGGUCAUCUGAUCUAUGCGAUGGUGUUCAAACCGCACAACUUUAAGCCCGACCAAAAAUAUCCAACGAUUUUAAAUGUGUACGGUGGUCCGGAGGUGCAGUUGGUUUCAAACUCCUUCAAAGGAAUGCGUCAUCUUAGAAUGCACAUGUUAGCAGCCAGAGGAUAUUGUGUGGUGGCAAUAGACUCUCGAGGAUCUCUUCAUCGAGGCAUUCAGUUUGAAGGUUACAUCAAGGGAAAAAUGGGCACUGUGGAACUGAAAGAUCAAGUUGAGGUACUCAGGUGGCUUGCUGAGAGCCUCGGCUACAUUGAUCUUCAAAGGGUGGCCAUCCAUGGAUGGUCUUACGGUGGCUACUUAAGUUUGAUGGGUUUGAUUCACCAUCCCGAUGUGUUCAAAGUUGCAAUAGCUGGUGCUCCGGUGACUAAUUGGAACUUUUAUGAUACUGGGUACACUGAACGGUAUAUGGAUCUGCCUUUACACAAUGCAGAUGGUUAUGAAGAUGGCUCAGUUCUCAAAUACGUUCACAAAUUUCCUGAUGAGGAGAAUCGUCUAUUGAUUAUUCACGGCCUGAUCGACGAAAACGUUCACUUCUAUCACACUUCACAGUUGAUCAAGUAUAUGGUAAACGCGGGAAAGCCCUAUCAGCUCCAAAUUUAUCCGCACGAAAGACACUCACUUCGCCAUCUCGACUCGAGCAAGCACUACGAAACCACGUUUUUAUCUUUUCUGCAAAACCAUUUGUGAAUACGUUUGCCUCGAGGUUCUUCGAAAUUUUACCGAUUUCUGCUUUUAAUUGAAUGGCCAGGACAAAAAUAGUGCUCACUGUUUUGGGUGGGUUUUUAAUAAUGUUGGAACCUUUAAAUUAAUUACUAAAAGUUGUAAACUUUCUCAAUUUGAACUUGUUCUGUACAGCAAAUUUCGUUUGGUAAUUAUAAUAGUUGUUCGAUAAUUGAAACGAAAUAUAUACUAUGAUUGUAGUUGGUAUAGAGACAAUUUCUAUACUUGUUUCAACUUUUCAACUGGCUGCAUUUGAUUGCCUCACAUGUGUAAAUUAUUAUAAAUUAUUUGUAAUAGUAAUAAAUGUUUUUAUUGAA